Messenger RNA from Zymoseptoria tritici IPO323, 1624 nucleotides. RefSeq lists its product as uncharacterized. The transcript has a single exon. Bases 80 to 1624 code for a protein of 514 amino acids. The record is from RefSeq and is a predicted model, not a curated record. Gene Ontology annotation, biological process: UDP-N-acetylglucosamine biosynthetic process. Gene Ontology annotation, molecular function: UDP-N-acetylglucosamine diphosphorylase activity. Lineage: Eukaryota; Fungi; Ascomycota; Dothideomycetes; Mycosphaerellales; Mycosphaerellaceae.
CAACCACGAACAAAGCCUCCACCGACCUCUCCUUGACCUCAAUCGUAACAUCUUCCCCCUCGACCUCGACAAUCCAAACAUGGACGCAGUCAAGGGCACCAUGAACAAGAUGGCUUCCGCGCUCCACAUCGGUGGUAAUCAGAGCUCGGAGCCAACAGCAGAGCCACCGACAGACUCUGAAUACGCCGAGCUCAAGAGCAAGUACGAACAGGCUGGUCAAGGCCAAGUCCUGUCCUUUUGGGAUGAUCUCAAGCCUGGAGAGAAGGGUGCAUUGUAUCAACAACUACAGCCAAUCGAUCCAGAGCACAUCAACAAGAUUACCGACCGAGCACUGAAUCCCCCAAAGGCGGAGAAUGAGGACGAGAAGCCGAAGCUUGAAGUGCUGCCCGAUACGGUCACCACAUCAACCAUUGACAGCAACGAGGAGGAUCUGAAGAAGUGGUACAGCUCGGGUCUGAAGAUGAUUGCGGACAACAAAGUCGGUGUCGUACUCAUGGCUGGUGGUCAGGGAACAAGACUGGGUAGCUCAGCGCCCAAAGGAUGCUACGACAUUGAGUUGCCGAGCCAUAAAUCUCUCUUCCAGCUGCAAGCAGAACGCAUCUGGAAACUGCAACACCUCGCCAGCAAGGAGCACAAUAAGGAGGAAGUGGUUAUUCCGUGGUACAUCAUGACUUCAGGACCAACUCGCAAGCCUACCCAAGACUUCUUCGAGGAGAACAAAUACUUUGGUCUCAGCCGUCACAACGUCAUCUUCUUUGAGCAGGGCGUUCUGCCGUGCAUUACCAUGGAGGGCAAGAUUUUGCUCGAGAGCAAGCACAAGGUUGCCGUGGCGCCGGACGGAAAUGGAGGGUUGUACUCUGCACUCAUUGGCUCGGGCAUUGUUGGAGAUAUGGAGAAGCGCGGCGUUCAGCAUAUCCACGCCUAUUGCGUCGACAACUGCCUCGUGCGUGUCGCGGAUCCAACUUUCAUUGGCUUUAGUGCUGAGAAGGGCGUCUCCAUCGCCACCAAGGUCGUGCGGAAGCGCAACGCAAAGGAGAGCGUCGGUCUGAUUGUGCAGAAGAAUGGGAAACCUGAUGUCGUCGAAUACUCGGAGAUCGAUGAGGAGACCGCCGAGGCCAAAGAUGCGAAGAACAGUGAAUUGCUCAAAUUCCGCGCUGCCAACAUUGUCAACCACUACUACAGCUUUGAGUUCCUGAACUCGAUCCCAGCGUGGAUGCACAAGCUCCCACAUCACGUCGCGAAGAAGAAGAUCCCUACUGUCGACGAGAAGGGUGCUCCAGUCAAGCCGGAGAAGCCCAAUGGUAUCAAGCUGGAGCAGUUCGUCUUUGACUGCUUCCCAUUCUUGGAGAUGGACAAGUUUGCAUGCAUGGAGGUCAAGCGUGAGGAUGAGUUCUCGCCACUCAAGAACGCAAAGGGCACUGGUGAAGACGACCAAGACACAUCGCGAAAGGAUAUCCUCCAGCAAGGUACCCGGUUCUUGAAGGCUGUUGGAGCGAUAGUGACCAGCGAGAAUCCAGACGAGGGGGUUGAGGUCAGCCCACUUAUCAGCUACGGCGGCGAAGGCUUGGAAUUCCUCAACGAGAGGACAGUCAAGGCGCCGGCUGUGAUUGAGAAGGAGGACUAG